GUAACCGCUGCAGCAUCCUCCCAGCCGUGUGUGUGUGUGUGUGUGUGUCUGCGUGUGUGUGUGUCGGCGGAGUGUGUGAGCACUUAGCACCGGGCGCCCUGAGCCAGAAGGGAUCCGUGUGUAGAGGAGAUCUCUUCUGUGUGCGCCCCUGCGAGUGUGUGAGUGAGUGUGUGUGCGUGUGUGUGUGAGAGACAGGACAUCGGCGGUCCCUCCGACGAGCGGGCUAGCGCGCGCACGCGCGGGUGUGUAUGUGUGCGUGAGACGACGUCGUCUUGGAUCCUCGCUGACCGGACCCCUCUGUCUCAUGGAACCGGCUGGGCUCAUCUGACUGUGAGGACCGAGCGUCUAGACUUGGGAGACGUAGAGAGAGACAGGCGGAGGAACGGACACGCAGACAGGCAGUCGUUGGCGUGCGACGAUCGGCUUCCCGAUGGGCUAGAAGUGUCUCCUCCGCACAGGACACUGUAAAGCCCACAUCGAACCCACCGAAUUCAGGACAGACAGCCAGACGCGCAGGGCAAAAAAAAAAAAAAAGGACUGACUGUUUUUUUUUGGGGGGUGUUUCGGAUGCGCCGCUUCUGCGUGGACUAGAAGCAAGGUCUUCCGUCCUCCUCCUCCCUUCUCGUUUUUCGGCGGGACAUUGUUUAGCGAAGAGCCGAUCCUGGAGCGCAGCGAGAGACCCAGGGCCUGACGGGACGCUAGGCAGCAUGGCUCGUCUCAACUGGUGCCUGGCUGCUGUCAUCAGCUGGGGCAAGUUCCUCUUCUCCUGCUUCUUCCCGCUGCGGGGGUCCAACAAAGACAAGGCCGAUGACUUGGAGAGUGUCCACACACACACUUUCAAGCUAAAGCCCUUCAAGAAAGUCAAGAGCUGUGAUGUGUGCCAACAGGCCAUCACCAAGGAGGGGCUCAUCUGUAAAGUGUGCAAGCUGGGCAUCCAUAAGAAGUGUGAGGUGAAGGUUCUCGCUGAUGCAUGCUUGGCACCUACUGGAUCACCCACCAAGCCGCCGUCUACUGAUCCUCCUUGGAAGUCACUGGCUUCGCUUAAUUCCCGGCCUGCCACUCCUCAUCUGCCACUGAAGCAUGUAGAGACUCCGGGAACCCCGAGGUCCUGUAAGAGUGAGCAGACUAGACGGAGGUCAUCGCGGAGUAUCAGUCUGCUGCAGGCCAUGGAGGAGAACUAUGAAGUGGACCUGGUGUACAUCACCGAGCGGAUCAUCUCCGUCUCCUUCCCAAGCGGGGCUGAGGAGCGCAGCUAUGCCUCCAACAUCAAGGAGGUGGCCUCCAUGCUGGGAUCCAAACACGGGGAACACUACCUGCUCCUCAAUCUGAGCGAGCGAAGGAACGACAUCACCAAACUGAACCACAAGGUACUGGACUUUGGCUGGCCCGACCACCAUGCUCCGGCCCUGGAUAAAAUCUGCAGCAUGUGCAAAGCCAUGGACACCUGGCUCAACGCCGAUCAGCACAAUGUAGUGGUCCUGCACAACAAGGGAAACCGAGGGAGGACAGGAGUAGUGGUGGCUGCCUACAUGCAUUACAGCAAUAUAUCAGCCAGUGCUGACCAGGCCCUGGACAGGUUUGCCAUGAGGAGAUUCUACCAAGACAAAGCACUUCCUGUGGGUCAACCAUCCCAGAGAAGGUACAUUCGUUACUUCAGCGGGCUGCUCUCCGGCAACAUCAAGAUCAACAACAAGCCCUUGUUCCUGCACCAUGUCAUCAUGCACGGAAUCCCUGACUUCGAGUCCAAAGGAGGCUGUCGUCCCUUCCUGAAGAUCUACCAGGCCAUGCAGCCAGUCUACACGUCAGGGAUUUACAACGUGCAGGGAGACAGCCACACCAGUAUCUGCAUCACCAUUGAACCUGGCCUGCUCCUGAAGGGGGACAUUCUGUUGAAGUGUUACCACAAGCGCUUCCGGAGUCCCAAUAGAGAUGUGGUGUUCAGAGUGCAGUUCCACACCUGUGCCAUCCAUGACCUGGGAGUUGUUUUCGGCAAGAAUGAAUUGGAUGAGACCUUCAAGGAUGAGAGAUUUCCAGAAUAUGGGAAGGUGGAAUUUGUUUUCUCUUUCGGACCAGAGAAAAUCAAAGGUACAGGAAUGGGCCACCUCGAGAAUGGGCCACAAGUGUCGGUGGACUACAAUACCCAAGACCCCCUUAUUCGCUGGGACUCCUACGAGAACUUCAACAGGGGCUGCGAGGACACAGGAGAUGGGAUCCAGCUUGGGUUUUGGAGUGAGGGUUCAAGACCGGUCGCUAGCUGCUUGUUGGCCCACCUCAACGUCUCUUCACCAAGGGACGUGGUUCACACCCAAGGUCCCCUCGACGGCAGCCUGUAUGCCCGAGUCCGCAAGAAAGACUCCCUCGAGGGUGUGGUCACCAUCAAUGGCCUCCCCGUCCACGAUCACCCCCUGACCAACGCGGACCCCGCCCUUCAGCAUCCAGACCACACCCUCCCGACUGUUGACCACACCCUCCCGGUGGUGGGCCACGCCUCCCUGCCCACGGUUGACCACGCCCUGUCGGUCAGCAGUGACUCAGGGAACUCGACGGCGUCCAUCAAAACCGACCGCACGGACGACCACAGCCAGUCACUGCACGGAGCGGUGAACGCCAACCAGAACCACAACACCCCCAAUCACCCUCUUCUCAGUCCCCAGGAGAGAAGGGAACUGGACCAGCUUCUGAGUGGCCUGGAGACCCCUAUGCCCCACCGCCAGGGUUACCUGGCUACCUCCACCAGCCCCGGGGGAGGAGUGCGCCACCUUGUCCCAGCCCAGGUGCACGUCAACGGGCACACGCGGCUCAUCGCAGCCCCCUCCGUUGAGGAGCGCGAGACGGACAUCUUGGACGACGAACUGCCCGUCAGUCAGGAAGGCAACAGUGUGGACAGCCUGGGAACACUCUCCUCACUAGAAGGCCAGGCCACGCCCGGUGAGCUGUACUACCAAUCAGAAACGCCUGUUAACCGGCAGAACGACGGACCGUACCUGGAGAAGCUGCGGGAGAUGCCGGUGCACCGGGUACGAACAUCUACGUCGGCGCAGGAGAGGAUCAUGGACUCCAGUUCGCCCCAGGAGGAUGGUUACUCUCCUAACAGUUUCCAGAACGGGAGUCUGAACUGCUCCCAGUCAUUCGGGAUCCCUGAGCCGAGUGGCCCCAAGUCGCCCGGGGCCCCUGAGCCAGGGGGCCCCAAAAUGCCCAGGGCCCCGGAGAGGAGCACCAGUAGCAGGGAGGCGGUCCAGAGGGGAUUGAACACGUGGCACCAGUACAGCCUGCCGGACGACCCCUUCGGCCCCCCGCUGCAGAGCACCCACAGCCUGCCCGACUUCCCCCCCACUGUAUCGCAGCACGACAUUGAGCGUUCCAUCGAAGCCCUCAACAUGCUGAUGCUGGACCUUGACCCUCAUACGGGACAGUUGCCCAAGUCAUACAGUGCCCCAUCGGGUGAGAAUAGCAUAGGUGGAGCAUCUCCGGCCCCCUUCUCCCAGUCCCUGGCCAGGCCGUCGUACCAGGCGGACUCAGCCAUCCAUGGCUACAACAUCAACGACAACGCCUUCGGAGAUCCUUUGAGGUUGACGGCGGGCCGGGUGUCAAUGUCGCCCGUCCAGAGCCCCGUGGCAGAAUCUCCUGUGUUGUACGCUCCCCCGAGGUCCACUUCGUACCAGCCGCAUACCAACACCACCCCCACACACACCCCCGAGCCCUACCACACACGCCCGGCCCAGGGGCCUGGUUCUCCGCUCUGCCCUUCUGACCCUUCCCCCACCUUCGGACAGCUCCAGCUAAAGCCCCUGAACUCCUAUCCAGGUGGGACCGUUGGGUCCCAGUCCCCUGAGUUGCAAGGGGUGUCUCCCUACCCGGGCUACAGCGCCUCCUCAUCCCCACUCCCCAACUCCUCCCCCCAGCCCAAGGACCCAGAACCGAAAGAUGAGAACCUCAACCUGGAGGGCCUGGUGGCUCAUCGCAUAGCUGAGUACAACGCUCGUAUUCGUGGCAUCAGUGAUAGCAUUACCACCACACCACAGCCUGACCACCGUCGAUCCUAUUCCUUCUCUGGGAUGCGUUCCCGUGGCAUUUCGCCGGAGGAGGCUCAGGAGACUGUCCGCCGUCGGACCACCAGUGAGGGGCAGUACCAAAGCGGACACGGAGACCCUCUGUGCCACACGGGGGCGCCGCUGCGCUCCCCUGUCCAUUCCUCAGACGUCCAUAAUCUCAACCCUGGAGGAAGACCCAGAGAGGGCCCCAUGCACAGCUACUUGGCGGCGUAUGAGGAUGACGUUGACGCUGGUGCUGCUGUCAGUCCUACGCUCAGCGGCGGCGGUGAGGUCUACCCCCUGACUCCUGCCUUCCCUGUCUCACCUCAGACCCCUUAUUUCAACAUGUCCUGUUCCCCUCUGGGCUUGGCCAAAAGCCCUCCUGCUCUAGGACUGAAGCCCCACAAUCCAUCAGACAUGCUCCACUGUGGAUCAGACUCUGAAUCUUUAAGUGAUGGGGAGCAAGACGGUGGUAGUUAUGGUGGACAUCUCUUUAACGCUCCCCAAACUUCCAGUAGCCCUAUUCACAGUCCGGACGGUGCAAGGACAGGUUCCUCGGUUCGGCCCUUGGCUGACUCCGGCUUCAUCUCCCACCAAUCGGAGAGCGCUCAGCACACGCCUGCCUCGUCUUGCGGGCCCCCCUCCCCCGAGGGUUGCCAGGUCAGCAUCGUGGGCCCCCUCCACAUGGUCCCUGGAAGCCCCAACACCCUCCAUCGGACGGUGGCCACCAACACACCGCCAAGCCCCGCCCUCCAACGGCGCCUGGGCAGCCAGGCCGGUCCAGGUUUGGCUCGCCACCCCGCGUCGUCCAAUGGAAACAGGGAUCAAGUCCCCGGUAGCCCUGUGGUCCACCCGAGAGGUUCCAGAACCACCGGCAUCCCUCCUAGCCCUUUGAUGGGGCGCCACCCGAUGUCCAGCGGCCACGUCACCCCCGACGACAGACAGGGGGCGGCACCUACGCCAUCGUUCCCUGUGUCGCCCCAGCCAAUGCUUCCAGAGAAGAGGCGGAUGCCAAGCGGUGAGAGGUCCGGUGGGGGGCUGUCGUACGGUACCCUGGAUGGGAAAAACAUCACCUCCACCUUACCCAGUGGCACGCCCAGCGCGUCCGGCUCUAAUACUCUAACAGACCUCUCAAAAUUCUCCAUCUACGACCAGAGUCCAGACAUUCGGCUGAAUGUGAAGUUUGUCCAGGACACGUCUAAGUUCUGGUACAAGCCAGAUAUCUCCAGAGAGCAAGCUAUUAGUCUGCUGAAGGACAGGGAGCCUGGAGCCUUUGUCAUCCGGGACAGUCACUCCUUCAGAGGGGCCUAUGGUUUGGCCAUGAAGGUGGCCUGCCCCCCUCCCACGGCCCAGGCAAACAAGAAAGUCGGUGACAUCACGAGCGAGCUGGUGAGGCACUUCCUGAUCGAGACGAGCCCCAAAGGCGUGCGUCUGAAGGGCUGUCCCAAUGAGCCGUACUUCGGGUGCCUGUCUGCCCUGGUGUACCAACACUCCAUGACCCCUCUGGCUCUGCCCUGCAAGCUCAUGAUCCCCACCAAAGACCCCAAUGAGGAGGCCCAGGAGUUGGCCACUCCCACUGACACAGUGGCUGACCUGGUGAAACAAGGGGCGGUAACAGAGCAAAAAGUCCCAGAAGAGAGCCAUGCAUGCAACGUUCUUUAUAUCAACUCAGUUGACAUGGAGUCUCUGACCGGGCCUCAGGCCAUUGCCAAGGCGAUCAGCGAGACACUGGCCGUCAACCCAUUGCCAGCGGCAACCACCGUCCACUUCAAAGUGUCGUCGCAAGGCAUCACCCUCACUGACAGCCAGAGGAAAAUUUUCUUCCGCCGGCACUACCCUAUCAACUCUGUUACUUACUGUGACAUCGACCCCCAGGACAGGAAGUGGAGUAAGGAAGGAGGCGGAACUGCAAAGCUUUUUGGUUUCGUGGCACGUAAACAAGGAAGCACAACGGACAACGUGACCCACCUUUUUGCCGAGCUGGAUCUCGACCAGCCUGCUUCAGCCAUCGUCAGCUUUGUCUCCAAAGUCAUGAAGCGAUGAGGACGACCUACCACCGCCAGCCAUGUUGAUUAUUAUAACUGUAUUUUUUCUCUCGCAAAAGGAUGUUAUUUUUCACGUUCGAUUUUUGAUUGUAUUUUAUUCUAUUUUGCCAUACUUUUUGUUUGACUCUUUUCUCUUUGCUUUAUUCUAUGAGAUUUGAGAUUUUAUGUUUGAAGGACUUGGAAGUUCUCCAAAAUGGUAUCAGAGGAAGUUGCAGCUGGAGUGGAAAUAGUGAUGACGUAAAUCGAGGCUGGUGGAGGAAGAUGUUUCCAUGGGGUACCUGUGGAUGAGGAGGAGCUGUGUGCUAAGUUAACAAAAGUCUAGAGGAGUCAAGCAAAGUUCAGUGGGAGAAAAGGACACUGGCAUUCAUCAGGUUUUUGGAUUUACCAAAGGUAACCAUCAAAACAAAUACAUAAUUAUUAGAUGGUCAGUGUAAGGCAUUGUAUGUUUUCUUCAUUGUUUUUUAUGAUGGGACUGUUGAUAUGAAACAGACAAAUAGAAAUAGAAAGAAUGCUUUCUUUGUGAACUUUCUUCUGUCUUUGAAAAAAAAAACUUAGCCGCAAUGGCUUCUUACAAAAUAAUACCUUAUAAGAGAUUUUGCAUGUUAGCUCGAUCUUUAAGCUUGGUCCUUAUUCCUUCCACUCAAGUCAUUUGUGAUCCCUCAAGUGGACAUUUUCCGGGACUGUUGUAUGUAGGAAAGGGCUCAACCGCGGAAAAAAAAGAAAAAGAAACCGUUUUCACAUAACAGGUCGAACUUCUCACAACACUCAUCACUUACUUUAGGUCCAGACAUGCACAGUCAAAUCCUGGAGCGCACUGAUUAAUCGGACUGACGGAGAUCAGUUUCUCAAGCCUGCGGGGGAGGUAUUUGGUGAAUCUACAGCUGUCCCACCUGGUUCUGAGUUUAGCUUUAGACUGGGACCUCCUGUACACACAAUGGCGGAGAUUAUUCAACUAAAUCCUGCUUUGAUAAGACAGAUCAUCACCUGCCCGCUGCUCAAAGACACUGCUACUGAACACACUGGAAAUGAAUGCCGGGGCUGGUCCGAGCCCUGGGCCCUAUGCACUGUCCUGCAUGUUUUAGUCCAAUUGCACCCUCUCUCUAAGCUGCGUUCACAUCUCCAAAACGUCCAUUCUACGCUGUGUGCUCUAAACACUUUAACCCUAAGACAAGAACACUACGGUUGUCUGACCUGUCAGAGAAUGCAUGAUAUUAUACACCAUUUUUUUGUAUCGUUCUCGGGAGUCAAAAAAAACGAAGCGAGAACCAUUUGAUGACCUUUCGUUGAAGUAGUUACUCAGCGGUGAGAUGCAAUAUUUUAACUCUUUUUAUUUUUUUCUUCCAUCCUGAAACGGGGGUUUCCUUGUACCAUGCAAGGUCUUGUCUAACUGUUUUAACACGAGGUGAAUUUGCAUCUAGAUGCCUUUAGAUAAAACAUAGAGGUCGUCUGUCACACUGUGUGGAAAUGCCUGCUUUUCAAACACACCAUUCACCUAUCUUCCGUAAACGAAAGGAAAAAUUAUUGACAGGACAUGUAUAUAGAUAUAUUAAUUUGAAAGGUGACAUAGCUAAAAAAAAAUAUUUAUUUUUGUUGCUUUGUUCCUCCAUGAUAACUCAUAUAUACAUAUUGUACAGUCUACAUAAAGAAGAAUAUCUAAAGGGUCGAGGGAAAAAAAACUUAUUUUGGCUAACGAUUUCAAAGUCGGAAGAUUUUAAAAGGCUUUUGAAUAUAUAUGGUGUACAUUACUCUGUACUUGUGUGUUUGUUCCAGAUAGUCAUGAUUCUUGUUUUGCAUUCUCAGAGAUUGAGGUGAGGCAUGUAUGGGAUGAAAGCAUACUGUAUGAUUUUAACAGCAAAAAUGCAUGGACAAAGCAGUCCAGGUGGUGUACCAUAACAUAAUGUUAAUGUUUGUCUUAAACAUUGCCAUAACCCAGUGAAAAGGUUUAUAGACUUAUCAUAUGAGUCACAUGGCAAAGGUUGGCAGUUCUAGGGUCAGCACUUAAUAUGGAUUCGCCAUAUUAUGAGAAUAGGAAGUGUUCUUAAAAAAUAUCAAACUUUUAUAAAGAAGGGAAGCAUGAGGACGUUGAAUUUAUAAGCCAACAUUAAAUGCAAUAUGUAACAAAUAACGUGCACCCAUCUUUACGAUAUUAUGAUUUGCCAAAGAUUCAACCAUAUGACUUUGAGGGUGUCUACAUGUUUUACCUUUUCCAAGAUAAUUGUGAUGCUAAGCUGAAUGAAUUCAUAUUGUCAUUAAUGUGAUUUGCUGUCGUUAAAUAUGCAGACCUACAUCACACUAACACCACCAUGAUAGCUUAUCUACCAGAUGUUUCUCUCUCUCUGUCUCUCUCUCAUUCUUUCUCCCUGUCUUUCUCUUUCCAUAGCAGCUGAAUGGAAUUAAGUAGUGUUACCCCAAUUAGAAAAACAAGGCACUUAUACAUGGAAUAACACAACUAUAAAAACAGAUGCAAGCAAGCAAAAAAUGACUUCAUAUAAUUUCAUAUGAAUGUCUGUGAUGAAAGGCAACAUUUCGUCGAUUCUUCAGAGCUGUUCAAUUUUAGCUACUACUUAUAGCUAGAGAUCUCCUCAAAAGUAACAUGGUUUAUUUAUUCUCUUCUUAUUUAUUCUUUAUUCGCUGGUAUGUUUGUUUAAAAUAAUCCUCAACAUUUCAAGCUACAUGACCGCUGUUGUCAGUCAGUGUUAAUUAAUGAAAAAGGAAUGUAUUUUUGUGUACAGCUGUGUGGAGGAGAUCUGUAUGGGACUUACCUGAAUGUGUGAAUGUGCUAAGGAUGUAUAGAAGGGUCUUGUGUUUUUUCAUUUGCAUUAUACUGUCAUGGCUUACCUGUUUCUGAGGAGAAAAAAUACAUUAAAGCAAUACAAAUCAGUUACAGUAAAACA
Molecule: messenger RNA, 8970 nt
Organism: Esox lucius (northern pike)
Lineage: Eukaryota; Metazoa; Chordata; Actinopteri; Esociformes; Esocidae
Product: tensin
Exons: 36
Coding region: 708-6074 (1788 amino acids)
Biological process (GO): fibroblast migration
Molecular function (GO): protein binding
Source: RefSeq, a predicted model, not a curated record